AAGAAUUGUAGAUGUCAUUCUCAUGUGUUUUCAUUCGUUAUACUCGACGUAGUAGAUUGUCUCUAUUCUUGUAUCUAACCUCACUUUUAUUUUUUUAUAAAUAUUUGCACGCUUUUUAUUUUUAAACAAGAUCUGCAAUUGGCAUAAUCAGCAAUGAGUUCAAACCAAAAUAGUUCUAGCAAAAAACCAAGGUAAAACAAUUUUACUGGACUAACAGAAGUUUGCAAUUGAAAAUAACAUACACAAAACUACUCUUGGGGUCUACAUCCUUACCAUUUUUAUUUUAAAAUACAUUUUGCAUUACAUUACAUUCAAUCCAGUGGGAGGAUAUGUUUUAAGAGUGAGUGUGAUCAAGACCAGUGUUAACUCAGGGUCGGUAGGCUCCAGUGAGAUGUCACAAGCAUUGACAGAAAUUGAACUGUGUCCAGUUGAAAAUCAUUGUGCCGGCCCAUACCUGUGCUGAAUUACAGGUCUAGUUUAAUAUGUGUUCUUUCAAAAAUCAAAGAGACAAGAAAAAGAAAAAAGAGAAUGAGGUAGAAACUCCAAACUCGUCCAAAGCUGAGGCUGUGGUUGAAGAAAAAACAGAAAUAAAACAAGAUGGAUUUGCUCCACAACCCCAGAGGGCCAAUAGACGUCAGAGACCAAAUGAUCCAACAAAUAAGAACACAGCCAAUGCAACUCCUCGAGCUAAUACAACUCCUCCAAUUUACCAAGAAAAGAAAGAAAACAUUGUGGUUGAUCAUAGCAAUUUAAAAAGAGAAACUGAAGAGAUUUCAAAGCUGACAAAGAAAUUUACUAAGAGAGAAAUCACAAGUAACUGGCACCGCUAUUCAGCAACAGAAGACACGGCGGAGACUUGGCAUCAAGAAGAGGAUGCACCUGCUGACUUUUCAGAUUUACUUCAAGUUCCAGAGUCAAGAGGAGGUCAUCUACUGCUGAAGGAGGAGCAGGAGUGGUCAGCAGUUUCAGGCUCUGAGCUUGGGGGCUACUUUGCUCUGGACUUGAAGCUACUAGGUCAAAGUCUUGCAUGUCUUCCCUUGUACGAACAGCUCCGUCUACCAAAAAACUUGCUCACUGAAGAAGAAUUGAAGUGUUUAGACUCUCUUGCAGAACAGAGUAAGAAGUGUUGCAAUACAGAUAAAGUUGAAGAUCCAAAUACUAAAGAAUUCCAACUGUUGGUUAAUUCACUUCAAAGUGAAGAAAGUCUAGAGCAAAGACCUACUUGUAAAAUAAACACACGCUCAGAUGUUAAAGAUCCUUUCAAUAUUUUUAAUGUAGAAAAAACCAUAGCUUAUGAUGUCACUUUUGAGUCUGAAAAGUCUUUAAAUGCUCAAAUAUCAGCUAAAGAAUUCACAGAAAAUACCAAAUCAGAUACUGUAGGUAAUACACAAGAUUUGAAACAGAAUACUGUAGUCCUAGAAGAAACAUUUAAAAGCCCUGAAAUACUUGAAUUAAAUAAGGAUACAAAUCAGAUGAUAGGUAGAAGUAACUUUACAGUUUAUACAAAACCAGAAAAAAUAGAUUUUUGUGAAAAUCCUAUGAUAUCAAGUAUGCCUCCCAUACCCCCUGAAAAAAUAAAUAAUGAAGAAGGUUAUAAAAAACUAGACCAAAAUGUUUUUGAAAAAUCUUUAUCACCAGAGAUCAGGCUUGAAAAAUCACCAAGUAUUGAAAAACCAGACAAAUGUACACUGAAUGAAAUGGAUAAUGAAAACAUUCAUUUAAAUGAAAAUAUAAACAGCCAGCCAAAAGAAAGGCGCUCAAAAAAGACAACCACCAGAGAAAAAUCAGUCGAAACAUCAUCAAAUAAAAUUGCAGAGAAAUUGAAGGAUACUUUGGAAGAUGAUGAUGACUUAGAUUAUUUGUUGUCAUUGAAGAAACCAGAAAUUCCACAAACUAAGAAAGAGAUUAAACCAGUUGCCAUUAAAGAUACGUCUUUUCUACCCGGAGGGACUGCUGUAUCUGAAUCUGCAACUCAAGAAAAACACUCAGAGCUUGAUGACUGGCUUGACUCAGUGCUAGAAGAUUAAAAUUAUAAAUAAGUACAUCAAUUUUUCAUUCAACAGCCUAUAUCACACUAACAAAAUCUUUAAAACAUUAAUAUUUUAGAAAAAUAAUAUUUAUUAGCAUAAAAAAGUCUUCAUAUUUUACGUAUUAACACAAAACUGAAUUAAGUAUUUCAUAUUUACAAAAAUUAAUAAUAUUUUCAGCAAAAGACUCUAGUAAAAUUAGGUCAAAUACUCUAUUUGUUAUUUUUAAUUAAAACCAAAAUUUUUUUUAUUUAUAAAAGUUUUAUGAUACUCAAGUUUUAAAACCAUGUUAAAUGUUUAAUUAAUUAUUCAUUUUUAUAACUCCAACCAAAGUUUAAUGUUUUACAGCCUUUUAGAGUAGUUAAUUUGUUUGAACUGUGCUUAACUGUAAGUUUGAGAUAAAGAUCGAUUUUGAUUUAUACAGCUAAAUAACUCCUAAAACAUGUUAUAUACAUGAUAAUAAAAACUAUAAUCAAAUAAUUCUAGAAAAUUUGUCAUAAAAUUAUGUUUAAGUAUACAACUUAUAUCAUCAGCACACUAAGAUGCACUAAUCUUUAUGUGAUGAUAUUCCAGUUGUAAGAAAGUACAUGUUUCUAAGUAUUUAUCAUCUGUCUAUUAGAUUUUUGUAAAUCACGUUUAUUGUAAAUUGUGUUUGAAAGCUUUAUGUGUUUGCUCAUGGUAUGUUAAAUUUUAAAGCUGUUUAGGUGUAAAGUAACUGAUGAUUUGUGCAUAGAAUUCAAAAGCAUCUAAUACGCAUGUACCUACCAGUGUUUCACUGCGCUUAACUGAUCAGUUUCUAUUCGCUGAUUUUAAAACUUUUAUGUUCAUUUAAUUAAACUGUAGUUUAGUGGUUAUAAACAACAAUGUUUGGAUUGUCCCCAUUAAAAAUAACCAAUCACUGCAUAUACAAUUUAUUUGUAUUUACAGAAAUGAGUUUCCAGGGUUGAUACCCUCAGGGUAAUCUGGAAAUUCUCAGGGAGUUUUGCUAACUCUCAAAAACUCAAAAAAACAGGGAAUUUUAAAAUUUGUUCUAGAAUUUUUUAUUUUUAUUUUCACUGAUCUUUUUGUUUUCCUUUUGUUGUAAAGGUCAAGUUUAAUGGUAGAAAGUUUUGAAAAUAAAAUUUUGCUUGCAGUUCUGUAUUUAUGUACAUGCAUCACCACGAGUCUGGUGCGUAUUUGCGCAGAGCUGUUAAAAAGAUAACUACUGACCGAAUUAAUGAAUUAUCGGUUAAAAAAGGAACUUUACUUGAAGAAAACAUUUUUUAAAUUAAAACACAAAAAAAGGAAAUUCUUCUAGAAGAAAUAUAUAUCUUCUUCAUAAUUUGUUACUUUUGUAAGUGCCACUCAUAUGGUUUCAUAUUUGUAAACUUUAUGGUUUAAAGUUAAUUUUUACUAUCAUGGCUUAAAGUACCAGUAAAAGUUGUUUGUUUUUAUCAAAUUAUAUUACUCUCAUUCUUUGAUAUCACUUGAAAUUUUUGGAGUUUGGUCUAGAACACCUGGAAAUUACCAAAAAUUUAAUUCCAGAAAAUUUGUAGCAUCCCUGGUUUUGUUUCAAGCAUGUAUUAGUUUAUUUACUCAUCUCCUAACAGUUAAUGGGAAAUGGGAUGUUAAUCAAUUCUGCUUUAGUUAAAACUAAGGGAAUUAUUAAACAAUUUUAAUUUUUUUACAUAAAUAAAAUUAAAAUAUAAAAUUUAUCAUGUGAUUUGGAUUAAUAACAACUUAAAUAGUGCUAAUUUUAAUUGCUGAAAUGUUCAGCUAGCUUGUGAUAUGUUAAUAGAACAUAGAUUGUUUUACUUGCUUGCGUAUUUUUACAAAUUUAUUCCUAGUGCUUUAAAAAUACAUCCUCAAAUAAGUUUUUUUAUAAUCAUAGAUAGUCAACUUAUUUUUAUUUGUAAUACUAAGUUAAUUAAUUGUUAAUAAUCAAGAAUAACUUAUUCUUUCAGAAUUCUUUGCAUCUACCAAUAUUGAUUGUAUUAAGGUAGCUUAUUGAUGUUUAUAUACAUGUAACUCAUUUGUAUAACUUGAUAGCUUUUUAGUCUGUAAAUAAUCAGUUAGUUAACUAAAUAAAAAAUAUUUAUAUUAACCUACCUCUUAAACUGGCCACCUUUCAACCAACCACUGGCUUUCCCCGACCGGUCUAUGUUUUGAAAAGAUUGUUAUCCUUUAACCAGUCAAUUUUCAAUAAGACAUUGUUUUAACUGAUUGUGAUUGGCCUGAAAUUGUUGGUAGUAAUGUUUCAGCUAAACUCUAUGAAUCAUAUGGACCUGUUUCAACAUGAUGCUUUUCCUUUAUUCCUGUACAGCCUUUAAUUUUUCUAGUCUGCCUAGAUGUUUGUGGUAUGUUUAUGUUCACCAUUUAUAUACACACAGGAAUACUUUUUGUUUUAUUGCUUGUACAUAUAUAUACGAGAUAUAUAAAUGUAUCAUUUAUGAAACUGUAAUAUAAUGAGUUUUAGAGCAUAUUGGUUUAUCCAGUCAGCUGGCCUGAGGUAGCGAGAUAAGAGGGAGUUACUGUAUGUUACUUGAAUUGUGUUUAUUUGAUCAAUAUUGUAUCUAUUAUAUAUUAAGAAAAUAUUUAUAUUUAUUAGUGAAAUAAUAUUGAUUAUGAUUAUUUUUAUACAUUCUUAAAUCGUUAUCUUUUCCUCAUGUUUAAAUGUUAUGGAAAUUUAGAUCUGAUUUUAGUUAAAAAAUAGUAUUGUAGUGCACUACUAAGUAAAAAUGUAUGUACACACUAUCCAAAUCCAAGAACAAUGUAUUCAACGUUUAAAGCUAAAUUAUAAACCUGAAAUUUGAAAGUUUUCAUAGUUACCUAUAAAGAUAAAUUAUUGUAAUUCAAAUUCAAAAUAUUAUAACUUGCGUUCUAUUUAUUUUUAUAGUCAAAUAAUGUGUAGAUAUGGUGUUUUAUUGUAAACUGGACACCCUUUGAAGCACUGUCACAACCUCAACAGAAGAUACAUUAUGUACAUUAAACACAUGGAUCGCUUAUACAGCGAAGAACGGUGUAACUGCAAGUGCAUGCCAUGUUUGUCCAAUAGAAAAGCAGUACUUACUACAGAAUAAGAAUGCUGUAACUGUGAUGUAGGUACAGUGUUACUAGUGUGGAUGCAGCACAUAUGGCACUUUCAUGUUGAAAUACAUUCGUUUUUUGAGUACAUACCACAUACUCUUUUUUAAAUAUCAUGGGAACCAUUGAAGACAUAGUUAUUUUGGGCUCACCCUUUGAAAGAGCAUUAAAAUUAUCCAUAGUGCACAUAUAACUCGAAAUAUGACAUUUUUCUACAUACAUUGGUUUUUCUUAAUAGGGCAGUAUUUAUUGUUCAUUAAUUUUUUAAAUCAACAACUAUUUAUGAAGAGAGUUAUUUAAUAUAAUCAUUUUAUGACUUUUAGGUAACAAUCAUAAUGUUGAAUGCAAAAUAAAUACAAAACUAUGCAGUAUUUUUACUGGGAGUGUAAAUGCGAAUUGUUGUGUAUACAUAUAUUUAAUUUGUAAAUAAAUUAAAUUCUUUUUA
Molecule: messenger RNA, 5535 nt
Organism: Homalodisca vitripennis (glassy-winged sharpshooter)
Lineage: Eukaryota; Metazoa; Arthropoda; Insecta; Hemiptera; Cicadellidae
Gene: Aven
Exons: 7
Coding region: 483-2027 (514 amino acids)
Biological process (GO): negative regulation of G2/M transition of mitotic cell cycle
Source: RefSeq, a predicted model, not a curated record